Messenger RNA from Diaporthe citri, 507 nucleotides. RefSeq lists its product as uncharacterized. The record is from RefSeq and is a predicted model, not a curated record. Lineage: Eukaryota; Fungi; Ascomycota; Sordariomycetes; Diaporthales; Diaporthaceae. The transcript is spliced from 2 exons. The coding region runs from base 1 to 507 and encodes 168 amino acids. Gene Ontology annotation, molecular function: lyase activity.
AUGACGUCCUUCUUCAUCGAGUACGGCAUGACCCUCGUGGGGUCCUACAAGGAAUACAUCCACAACGUCGAGGUGACAUACAAGGGUGAGAAGUUCAACUACAACGUCAUCCUGAUCCUCGACAACGAGUCCGCCAUCUUCGCGGGCCGCGAGCAGUACGGCUUCCCCAAGGUCUUCGGCAAGGCCGAGAUCGAGCCCCGGACCGGCGGCCGGCUCGUCACGGCCAACGCACUCGUCAACAACCCGCCUGCGCCGAAGAAGUGGUCCCUCAACCUCCGAAGUAUCCAGCAGCCACACCCGGGUAUGGCGGCCCCGAUCCUGGAGCUCGUCCCCGUGUUCAUGGAUAUGCACCUCACCGAGGUCUGGACCGGGAAGGGCCGGGUCGACUUCCCGCGCCGCUCGGCACAUAAUCCUUGGUGUGAGCUGGAUGUACUGCGGUACGAGGGCGGCUUCCUGGCUAGGAAUGUUACAGCCGCGCUUCAAGUCCGCGGCAGCCUUCCGUUUUAA